This is a messenger RNA of Nicotiana tabacum (common tobacco), 3755 nucleotides long. RefSeq lists its product as uncharacterized. Lineage: Eukaryota; Viridiplantae; Streptophyta; Magnoliopsida; Solanales; Solanaceae. The record is from RefSeq and is a predicted model, not a curated record. Gene Ontology annotation, molecular function: glycosyltransferase activity.
AAACGAGUGAAGAAGUUGUGUAAGCAAAACGAAAAACAGAAUUCUAACAUUUCACACUUCGCCAUUUAUCCGAUUCAAAUCACUCACUCUUUUCAAUGCCAAAUUCCAAAUACAACUCACUGAAUCAAAUACUCGCCGAUUAAUUAACAAUGACAAUGGGCCGUUGCUCGGCGAGUUCCGGCGACGACAAUAAUAACGAUGACAAUGCCAUCAACUCCAGCGGUGGAUUUCACUCGAUCCGUGACCGUUUUCGCUUCAAGAGAAAUUCACAUAAACCGGCACCUCCGCUGCCGUCGCCGACGUUAUCUCCGGAUCGGCAGUGGAAAACAGCGGCACGAUCUCAUCAUCAUCAUCACCAUCACUAUAACCGAUCUUACUCUAGGAAGCUGAUUUUUUAUUGUUUUAAAGAGAGAUCGUGGUUAUAUUUGUGCAUAUUUUUGGUUAUUUUUGUGUUUGCGUUAGCGUCUAUGGUGUUACAGAGUUCAAUCAUGUCGGUGUUAAAGCAAGGGAAUGAGAGAGCUCGUUGGCGGUGGUCCGUUAGAGAUGAUUUGAAGUUAGGGAGUUCAUUGGAGUUUGUUCAACAGCGGAGCUUUCAGCUUCGUAAUGGCUUAGACUUGCUCAGGAAUCAGCCUAGAAUUGGUGUUCGGCCUCCUCGGAUUGCGCUAGUCUUAGGAAACAUGAAAAAGGACCCACUGUCAUUGAUGCUGUCUACUGUGGUGAAGAACUUACGGGGAUUAGGCUAUAUGAUUAAGAUAUAUGCUGUGGAGGAUGGCAUUGCGAGGUCCAUAUGGGAAGAAAUAGGAGGGCAAGUAUCAAUUUUAACCGCUGAACGAUAUGAUCUCAUUGACUGGUCAAUUUUUGAUGGUGUUAUUGCCGAUUCACUUGAAGAUAAAAAUGCUAUAUCAAGCCUUAUGCAGGAGCCUUUUUGCUCUGUCCCCCUCGUAUGGAUAAUUCAACAAGAUACUCUAGCAAGUCGCCUUCGUCUCUAUGAAAACAUGGGCUGGGAACGUCUUAUUUCUCAUUGGAAAGAUGCUUUUCGCAGGGCUGAUGUUAUUGUAUUUCCAGAUUACUCUUUGCCGAUGUUAUAUAGUGGGCUCGACUCUGGAAACUUCUUUGUGAUCCCCGGAUCACCAAAAGACAGUUGGGCUGCUGACAGUUAUAAUAGGAGACAUUCAAAAUCUCAGUUAAGGGAGGAAUAUGGUUUUGACAAAGAUGAUCUCUUGGUUUUGGUGGUUGGAAGUUCCAUUCUCUACAAUGAGCUGUCUUGGGAUUAUGCUUUGUCUAUUCAUGAUAUAGAACCUUUGCUACUCAAAUUUGCUGGAAGUAGCGAUGUUGAAGAGAGACUGAAGUUCGUUUUCGUGUCAGGAAAUUCCAGUGAUGGGUAUAAUGAGGCAUUGCAGGAUAUUGCUACUCGUCUGGGACUUCGUGAGGGAUCUCUUUCACACCAUGACAUGAAGGGUGAUGUUAAUGGUAUUAUACUGAUUGCUGACAUUGUCCUCUAUUCUUCCUCUCAAUACGAACAAGAAUUUCCUCCGAUCCUGAUACGAGCUAUGUCAUUUGGGAUACCAAUUGUUGCACCGGACCACCCUGUCAUUAAGAAAUAUGUUGUUGAUGAAGUUCAUGGAAUCAUCUUCUCUAAACACAAGUCCAAUGCAUUGGUGCAAGAUUUCUCAGUACUUAUAUCUAAUGGAAAACUCACGAGAUUCGCUCGCACUAUUGCAUCUUCUGGGAGGCUGCUUUCCAAGAACAUGCUUGCAGUUGAAUGCAUUACAGGGUACGCAAAGCUGCUGGAGAAUGUCAUAAAUUUCCCAUCUGAUGUCAUCCUUCCAGGAGACACUUCUCAGCUUAAGCAGGGCUCAUGGGAGUGGGGUUAUUUUCAAAAGGAUGUAGAGAAGAGUAAUGACAUAGAAGAUCUUCAAGUAAAGGAUGUGGAUCCAAUAAAUUCCAGUGUUGUUUAUGACCUUGAAGUAGACAUGACAGGUUUUGUUCCUUUGAUGAAUGUCUCUGGAGAUAAUUCAGAGGCUUUAGAGGACUUUCCAAGUGAGUUGGAUUGGGACAUCUUGAAUGAAAUGGAGCGUUCUGAGGAAGUAAAUAGACUGGAGAUGGAGGAGAUUGAGGAAAGAAUGGAAAAGGACAUUGGUGAGUGGGAUGAAAUAUAUCGUAAUGCUCGAAAAGCUGAAAAGCUUCGUUUUGAAACUAAUGAGAGGGAUGAAGGAGAGCUGGAAAGGACUGGGCAACCAGUAUGCAUUUAUGAGGUUUAUAAUGGAGCUGGAGCAUGGCCAUUUUUGCAUCAUGGCUCUUUGUACCGUGGAUUGAGCCUAUCAACUAAAGCACGGAGAUCGAGGUCAGAUGAUGUUGAUGCAGUUGGCCGGCUUACCCUUUUGAAUGAGACCUACUAUCGGAAUAUCCUCUGUGAGAUGGGUGGCAUGUUUUCAAUUGCAAACCAUUUAGAUAAUAUUCAUAAGCGACCCUGGAUUGGAUUUCAGUCAUGGCGAGCUACGGCUAGAAAAGUUUCAUUAUCUAAAAAUGCUGAGCUGGCCCUAGAAGAAACAAUACAGGCAAAGGCUAAAGGUGAUGUAAUAUACUAUUGGGCACAUUUGGAUGUGGAUGGUGGGUUUACAGGAAACAAUGAUGCCCUUACUUUCUGGUCAAUGUGCGAUAUUUUGAAUGGAGGCAACUGCAGAACUGCUUUCCAAGACACAUUUCGUAGAAUGUAUGGCUUACCGUCACAUAUAGAAGCUCUCCCACCAAUGCCAGAAGAUGGUGGGAGAUGGUCAGCACUGCAUAGCUGGGUUAUGCCAACCUCUUCGUUUCUGGAGUUCAUUAUGUUUUCCAGGAUGUUUGUCGAUGCUCUGGAUGGUUUGCACGUGAAUUCAAACAAUAGGACUCAUUGUAUACUGGCAAUCUCGACAUUUGAGAAGCAGCACUGUUACUGUCGGGUUUUGGAACUGUUGGUGAAUGUCUGGGCCUAUCACAGUGCACGGCAGAUGGUUUACAUUAAUCCUCACUCAGGCGUGCUGGAAGAGCAGCACCCCAUUGAGCAGCGAAAAGGAUAUAUGUGGGCAAAGUACUUCAACAUAACAUUGUUGAAGAGUAUGGAUGAAGACUUGGCAGAAGCUGCUGAUGACAAUGUCCAUCCAUAUGAAACGUGGUUGUGGCCUUUAACGGGAGAGGUAUAUUGGCAGGGGAUAUAUGAAAGGGAGAGAGAAGAGAGAUACAGGCAAAAAAUGGACAAGAAAAGAAAGACAAGAGAGAAACUACUCGAAAGAAUGAAACACGGAUAUAAACAAAAGACACUGGGAGGAUAACACAUCUUGGCUAGAAGAACUUUUUGACACCAUUUGUGAACCACUUGGCUCUAACAUGGCAACCAAGCUCAUUUUUGCUCUGGGCUUGUGGAUGAAAGAGAAGGACGCCAACAAAGGAGUGGUUAUAAUUCUUUCUAACUGCAUCAACAUACGGACACUGACAUACUAGACUGACAUAACUACAUAUAUUCAUAUGGAUGGAGAGCGAGUUAGGCUUAGCAAGAGCGAGUACAUUAUAUGUGGCUCGCAAGCAGUUUUGCAAGCUUUUGUAACGAAUAUCUUAUGUGGCUCGUUACAAGUCUCUGAUUCCAAGAGGCGCAUUCUCUAGUGGAGAUUUCAUUUCUGCAAUAUUCGAAACGCGCAGAGCAUCUACAGAAACUGUAUUCUUUCGACAAUGUAUAUACAUUUUUAUGCAAUAAAGCAAAUGCAAAUUCGUAUUACUAUGCU